Molecule: messenger RNA, 3597 nt
Organism: Equus caballus (horse)
Lineage: Eukaryota; Metazoa; Chordata; Mammalia; Perissodactyla; Equidae
Source: RefSeq, a predicted model, not a curated record
GCCGGGCGGCGUUGGGCUGGGAAUUCUGUGCGCUGGCGCCGCCGGGCGGGGGCGCUCGGUGGGCCUCGGGCGGCCUCGAAAGCCUCGCUACCGGAAGCCGCUGACCUCGGGGCCUGGAUUUACCUCACGAAAGAGUACUUCAUUGUACGGAAAAUGAAUCGUUCCUCAAAGAUGUCAGUUACUGGUGUUUCAAAAUCAGGUAAUCCACGUUCCGGAAAAGGCCGCAAAGUACAUAUGCCAAAUGUUAUAAAGACAAAGACAACACAACAAAUUAAAAAAAAUAUUUCAGCUCAAAAGAUACAGAGAGCUUGGUUAUCUCACAUGGACAAAACAAUAUUUCAACUCCUAAAGCACACAAUAUGUGCAGCGGAGCAUUUUGUGUCAUAUGAAAUACUGAAGAAAGUGAGCCCCUUAGAGGCUGAGCUUGUUAAAGAUCCUAGCAUGAAGUGUAAAGUUAGAUUCAGAUUUAGUGGUGAAACCUUUCCACCUUUCAUUGUGUUUAAAAUUUUUCUUCAAACUGAAGGCCAUGGUUACAAGUAUUUCAGUGGAAAAAAUUUAUUAAAGCCGUCAAGUGAGGCAGUGGUUGAUGCUUGCAAAAUAAUGGGGAAAAAGAAAUUUUAUCAUCAAAUUAUGGAAGAUGAACAUCUUUUCCAGAAGUUCAAAGUAACUGAUGAAAUAGAUGUUGUUACUCUGAAAGAUUACAUGCAAUAUUCCAGUCUUCUGGAUGAGACCCCUGCAUCUUUUGGUGGCAGAAAUAACUACUGGCGGAGAUUAAACCUCAAAAACAUUCCCAAGACAAUGAUAAUAUAUGACAUAGUUGAUUAUGCAGAGUCUGGAAUAAUCUCAAACCGUCUACGAAAAGAAAUGAAGCAUCUGUUAGAGAGACCACAAACAGAAGAGAUGCGUCAGCACCAGCUACAGAUUGUUUCUGAAAUUAGGUGCCCUUCAUCCUUCUCAAGUAUUCAACCUUUGUAUCAGCCCUACCAACAGCAAAGUCAAAUUAGACAUCUAGGUCGUCGAUCCAAGCAAGCUAAAAUGAAAGUUGAAAAAAUGAGAAAAGCUUCUAAGAUGGCUAAAGAAAAAAGUGCUUCUACGGGGACUGUUUUCUCUAGGACACAGCAAAUAUCUGGAAUGUUUAGUUUUGUUUUAAUCCAAUCUGAGGAUAUCUUUCUUUUGACUGGUGAGUUUAGACCAUUUAUACUUUGUUGUGAUUUUAAUUAAUUGUUGAUAUAUGGAAUUAUCUUUACCAUUUUAUUUUGUGCUGUCUGUCCUGCUUUUUCUAUGUCUUUCCCCCCCUUUCCUGUUUUCUUUUAGAUUUUUCUUUUGAUUCCACAUUUCCCCCUCUAUUGUUUUGCAAGUUAUACACUCUAUUUCUAUUCUUAGUGAUUACUCUUAAAUUUUAGCAUGUGUACUUAAAGUCUAAAUCAAUAUCUCCAUCCCCCUCUCAAACUAUCCAAGGGCCUUAAAAUGCUAAUCACCAUCCUCUUGUCUUAAAAAUUAUUGUUAUCCAAUAUUUUAGCACCAUCUUGUUUUUAACCUCCAAAUUAGACAUUAUUGUUGUUUUAUGAAUCUCAGACUUUCCUUCUGGGAUUGUUUUUCUUUAUCCUGAUGUAUACUCCUAAAAGCUCCUUUAAUGAGCAUCUUUUGGUGAUAACUCUUUCAGUUUUUGGUUUUCUGAAAAUGUCCUCAUUUCACCCAUAUUCUUAAAUACAAACUUUAAGUAGGUGUUAAAUUCUGCCUUGCCAGUGGUUUUCUCUCAGCAAUCUGAAGUCAUUGUCCCACCGUUGCUGCUAGUCUAGUUGUUGUUCCUUUUAGCUUCUCUCUUUUCUCUCUGGCAGCUUUUAAGAUUUUCUCUUUGUAUUUUGUGCUCUUCAGGUAUACUGAAGAUGAUUGACCUUCCCACAUUGUCUCUCUUCUAUCUCCAUUUCGUUUCACCUUACUGUCCUUUGAGAGUCUGGCUUUAUGCAGAGGUCUCAGUUCCAAUUCCCUACCUUCCCUGAGCCCAAGAUCCUGUCUCCACACAUAUGAGAUCAUUAAAACCCAAGACUUUAGGUUCCUGGGAGUCAUGAAUGUGCUCGUGGUCAUCAGCCAUUUCCCAGGCUGGUUUGUAGCUCCUUCUUUAUUUUCACCCCUGAGGAUUUUCCUUCUUACAAACUCAACUCUACCUUUUAAAAGAUGGGUUUUUUUGUAUUUUAUCUAGGGUUUCUAUGGUUUUUGCAGUGGGAUGGUUUUUCAGAAUACUUAGUCUACCAUUUUCUCAUAAAUGAAAGUCCACAUUGUCACUUCAUUCUGUUGAAUUAUAUCCUUAAAUCUUCAGAGUGAGUGGUACUACUUACUGCACCAGAGAUUUUAAACAUUUUUAUAGCUAUUCAUAUGCAUUAUCACAUUGCUUUCUGGCCGUUCUCCUUUUGAGUGGUGAGUACUGUACUGACAUUUGCUUGUCCACUUCAUGGAGGCAGAGUGGUAUCAUAGAGUAGGAAUCAGCCACAUCUGUUUCUCUCUCUCCCUACCCCAUCUCUUUCUAUCCCUCCACUAUUCAGAUGUACAGUCAUGCACCACAUAAUAAUGUUUCAGUCAAAGACAGACUGCAUAAAUGACAGUGGUCCCAUAAGAUCAGUGUCAUAUACCCUAGGUGUGUAGUAGGUUAUACCAUCUAGGUUUGUGUAAGUGCACUCUAUGAUGUUCACACAGCGAUGAAAUCGCCUAACAACACAUUUCUCAGAACAUAUCCCCGUUGUUAAGCAAGGCAUGACUGUAUAGAGAUUAGAGAAAUUCUUUCCCUUAAAGGUUUUGUUGUGGUUUGAGAUGCGACAGAAUUAAGAAAGAAGGCACCAAUGGAAGAGGAGAUAAUGAAGAUACAUGUAGAAGACCUUCUGGCUAAAAAUGCUGACUUGAAUAUCUAUCUUAAUCUCUGCCCCCAUCAAGCCCUUCUAAAAUAACAGUAAAGAGAUUUUUUUUAAGGCAUGAACCUUCAAUGAUAAAGAGAGAUCAGGGAAAACAGUAGCAAAAUUUUGUCAGUUGGAAAACUUAUGAGUGGUAGUUGAUGUACCAGAUCUGAGAAAACACUAUCUUAAACUGGCCUUGCGGAAAGCUAAGAAGCAAACCAGCUUACACAGUGGGACCCCCGGAAGACUGAAGAAUUGGCAACAGCAAACAGGUUAUGUUUGGACGUGAGAGGCGAAGGGGAAGGAAUUCACUUAAAAUCUGUUUAAGAAGUAAUUAGAACACCAAAUCCCUUCCCACUGUUGUGGGUUGAAUUGUGUCUCGUCCUGUCCUCCGGAAAAGAUAGGUUGAAGUCCUAACCCCCAGUACUUCAGAAAGUGACUUUAUUUGGAAAUAGAGUUGUUACAGAUGUAAUCAGUUAAGAUGAGAUCAUACUAGUGUAGGGUGGGCCCCUAAUCCAAUAGGACUGGUGUCUUUAUAAAAAGACAGCCAUGUAAAGACAGAAUCAGUUCAAAGAAUUGAAACAGUUGCCUCUAAGGAUCAAAAACUGGGGGAAAGAGGAACAGGAGUCUAGUGGACUUUAUAACGAUCAUUGUAGGGGCCAGCCCCAUGGCGCAGUGGUUAAGUUCGCAUAUUCCGCUUCUCGGCGGCCUG